AAACUAUGUUCUAUGUAUAGAUACGUGGCAUUUGGACAUUAAUUGUGCAAUAAUUUUCUGCUGAUGAAAAGUUAUGUAUCAAAUAGACAUAAUUCCAAUAAUGCGUCUCACACGCUUACUAAAAAAAAAAGACUGCUUCAAUUUGCGUUAACUAGCUACUUUAGCUAGCUACGGCAUCCAGGCACAACUACAGUCAUCUUGGGUCAUUUAAUAUCUAGCUACAUAUUUUGCUGUUAGUAGACUGAUCAUGCAUCACGUCAAGAUCAAGACUGAGAAGCCAGAUGCAGAGGGGAGUGGUGCACGCAGCCGACUGGAUGCAGUAUUACAGGGGCUGGUAGAGAAGAGUGACAGUGAGAGGGAGCAAAAUGAAGAUGAGACAAAGAUGGCAGAAGAGUCUUUGAGCAAAGAUGUGUCUCCAUCUUCUGCUGGGAAGCGCCCAUCAUCACGGUUCCCACAGCACCGGAGGAAGAAACGGAAAGAGAUGGAUGAUAGCUUAACGGAGAGUAACCAACAUAAACAAAAUGCCUACAUUAUCAAGUUGUUUGACCGCAGUGUGGACCUGGCCCAGUACACCACCAGUACCCCACUUUACCCCAUUUGCCGGGCCUGGAUGAGGAACAACCCGGCAGUCAGAGAGAGAGCUGCAUCCCCAAGCCCCCCACACAGCAUGGGGGAAGAGGAGGCUGCAGACAUGCUCAAUGGUAAGGGACAGAAUGUGUAUCGCCUCCCUCCGCCCACCUCCUGUCCUCUCAACCCUUCUGGAGAUCCUGUCAAUCUGAGGAUCCCAUCCACAGAAAAGCCUAUUGUCAGCAAGUCUACAGAUACAGCUCUUGUGUCUGGUCCCCUCAUAUACAACCACAUAGAACGCUGGAAAAAGAUCAGGCAAAAAUGGAAAGAAGCGUCCAACAAGAAUCAGCUGAGGUAUAGCGAGAGCAUCAAGAUCCUGAAAGAGAUGAAGGAGAUGUAUGACCGCUAGCUGAGAAUCCCCCAGGCAGUAUCCCACAGCAGAGGGAGGAGAAAAGAAUAGAGCAGGUAGGAGCUACGAGCAAGUGAUCUACCCCAGGACGCUGCACUAGUCCUCUCCCCAAGGAGGACAUUACGUGUGAUGAUGUCAGAGGAUCCUCAUGGAGCCCAUUUCUACCAUAUACUGCCACAAUUAGGGACCCAUAGUCCUCGUUUUGAAAAAUGUAGCAAUACUUUCAGUAAGUUGGUGCUUCUGGUGGGCCCAAGUUCAUCUGUUUAAAUAAUUAUUACAUGUUUUUUGUCCUAUUACAGAAUAUCUGGUAAUGCAUUAUAUAGUCUGUUGUCAAUCACAACAAUGUGUCAUGAAAAGUUUGUAAACAGGUUGAGUAGUGUCUAAAUUCCGGAAUACUCUAAAUUAAUUCCAGGCUUCCAGUGGUAAAUAUUUGUGUUUUAGGUUCACCAGUUUCCCAGACAAGCAGUGCUCUUAUGAAUCUUUUUUGUUUAAACAUUCAAAAGAAAAGUCUCUCACACAUCUAAAAUUUUAAGUAAACUGUAAAAAUAAAAAUUAAAGUUGUAAAGA
This is a messenger RNA of Oncorhynchus keta (chum salmon), 1543 nucleotides long. RefSeq names its product protein lin-37 homolog. Gene Ontology annotation, biological process: negative regulation of transcription by RNA polymerase II. The record is from RefSeq and is a predicted model, not a curated record. The coding region runs from base 248 to 976 and encodes 242 amino acids. Gene Ontology annotation, cellular component: transcription repressor complex; Myb complex. The transcript has 10 exons. NCBI's taxonomy places the organism in Eukaryota, Metazoa, Chordata, Actinopteri, Salmoniformes, Salmonidae.